This is a messenger RNA of Drosophila rhopaloa, 9742 nucleotides long. Its product is annotated as mucin-2. The record is from RefSeq and is a predicted model, not a curated record. The transcript has 5 exons. The coding region runs from base 1 to 9735 and encodes 3244 amino acids. Lineage: Eukaryota; Metazoa; Arthropoda; Insecta; Diptera; Drosophilidae.
AUGCAACUGUUCGUAAUCUGCCUGCUGGCGGCCACCACGGCCGCAUUCACGAUGUUCGGCCCGCACAUACGUAUCGUGCCCGGCCAAAAGCCCAACGAGAUAGUGCUCCACUUCCGCAAUCCCUGUAACAACAAAACCAGCACCACGACCUUGAAGCCGCCACCACCACCGUGUCCGACUCAUCCCACCACGCCAGCCUGCGAGCACCGCAUUACUAGUCCGGCUCCGACGAAGCCACACUGCCCACAUGCUACCACUACUCCGCACGACUGCGGACACGAGACAACGAAAACGAGUAGGGCCACAACGGCAAGGCCAACAUUGGAGACCACUAUCAGAACCACUUUCCAGCCAACGCAACCAACAACUCCGCCAACGACUCCUAAGCCCACCGACAAAACUUCGGAGAAACCGACAACUCUGAAACCAACCGAACCGACAACUGCGAGCCCAACGACUCUAAAGCCCACUGAAGGAACUUCAGCGAAACCAACAACUCUGAAUCCGACCGAGCCGACAACUGCGAAGCCAACGACUCUAAGGCCCACAGAGGGAACUUCGGCGAAACCGACAACUCUGAAACCGACCGAGCCAACAACUGCGAAGCCAACGACUCUUAAGCCCACAGAGGGAACUUCGGCGAAACCGACAACUCUGAAACCAACUGAGAAACCAACGACUCUUAAGCCCACAGAGGGAACUUCGGCGAAACCGACAACUCUGAAACCAACUGAGAAGCCGACAACUCUUAAGCCCACAGAGGGAACUUCGGCGAAACCGACAACUCUGAAACCAACUGAAAAGCCAACGACUCUUAAGCCCACAGAGGGAACGUCGGCGAAACCCACAACUCUGAAACCAACUGAGAAACCAACGACUCUUAAGCCCACAGAGGGAACUUCGGCGAAACCGACGACUCUUAAGCCCACAGAGGGAACUUCGGCGAAACCGACAACUCUGAAACCAACUGAAAAACCAACGACUCUUAAGCCCACAGAGGGAACUUCGGCGAAACCGACAACUCUGAAACCAACUGAGAAGCCAACGACUCUUAAGCCCACAGAGGGAACUUCGGCGAAACCGACAACUCUGAAACCAACUGAAAAGCCAACGACUCCCAAGCCCACUGAGGGAACUUCGGCGAAACCGACAACUCUGAAACCAACUGAAAAGCCAACGACUCUUAAGCCCACAGAGGGAACUUCGGCGAAACCGACAACUCUGAAACCAACUGAGAAACCAACGACUCUUAAGCCCACAGAGGGAACUUCGGCGAAACCGACAACUCUGAAACCAACUGAAAAGCCAACGACUCUUAAGCCCACAGAGGGAACUUCGGCGAAACCGACAACUCUGAAACCAACUGAAAAACCAACGACUCCCAAGCCCACAGAGGGAACUUCGGCGAAACCGACAACUCUGAAACCAACUGAAAAGCCAACGACUCUUAAGCCCACAGAGGGAUCUUCGGCGAAACCGACAACUCUGAAACCAACUGAGAAACCAGUCACUCCCAAGCCCUCAGAGGGAACUUCGGCGAAACCGACAACUCUGAAACCAACUGAGAAACCAACGACUCUUAAGCCCACAGAAGGGACUUCGGCGAAACCGACCACUCUGAAACCAACUGAGAAACCAACGACUCUUAAGCCCACAGAGGGAACUUCGGCGAAACCGACAACUCUGAAACCAACUGAGAAACCAACGACUCUUAAGCCCACAGAGGGAACUUCGGCGAAACCGACAACUGCGAAACCAACUGAGAAACCAACCACUCCCAAGCCCACAGAGGGAACUUCGGCGAAACCGACAACUCUGAAACCAACUGAGAAGCCGACAACUCUUAAACCCACAGAGGGAACUUCAGCGAAACCGACAACUCUGAAACCAACUGAGAAGCCAACGACUCCCAAGCCCACAGAGGGAACUUCGGCGAAACCGACAACUCUGAAACCAACUGAGAAGCCGACAACUCUUAAACCCACAGGGGGAACUUCAGCGAAACCGACAACUCUGAAACCAACUGAGAAGCCAACGACUCCCAAGCCCACAGAGGGAACUUCGGCGAAACCGACAACUCUGAAACCAACUGAGAAACCAACUACUCUUAAGCCCACAGAGGGAACUUCGGCGAAACCGACAACUGCGAAACCAACUGAGAAACCAACCACUCCCAAGCCCACAGAGGGAACUUCGGCGAAACCGACAACUCUGAAACCAACUGAGAAGCCGACAACUCUUAAACCCACAGAGGGAACUUCAGCGAAACCGACAACUCUGAAACCAACUGAGAAGCCAACGACUCCCAAGCCCACAAAGGGAACUUCGGCGAAACCGACAACUCUGAAACCAACUGAGAAGCCAACGACUCCCAAGCCCACAGAGGGAACGUCGGCGAAACCCACAACUCUGAAACCAACUGAGAAACCCACGACUCUUAAGCCCACAGAGGGAACUUCGGCGAAACCGACAACUCUGAAACCAACUGAAAAGCCAACUACUCUUAAGCCCACAGAGGGAACUUCGGCGAAACCGACAACUCUGAAACCAACUGAGAAGCCAACGACUCUUAAGCCCACAGAGGGAACUUCGGCGAAACCGACAACUCUGAAACCAACUGAAAAGCCAACUACUCUUAAGCCCACAGAGGGAACUUCGGCGAAACCGACAACUCUGAAACCAACUGAGAAGCCAACGACUCUUAAGCCCACAGAGGGAACUUCGGCGAAACCGACAACUCUGAAACCAACUGAGAAACCAACGACUCUUAAGCCCACAGAGGGAACUUCGGCGAAACCGACAACUGCGAAACCAACUGAGAAACCAACCACUCCCAAGCCCACAGAGGGAACUUCGGCGAAACCGACAACUCUGAAACCAACUGAGAAGCCGACAACUCUUAAGCCCACAGAGGGAACUUCGGCGAAACCGACAACUCUGAAACCAACUGAGAAGCCAACGACUCCCAAGCCCACAGAGGGAACGUCGGCGAAACCCACAACUCUGAAACCAACUGAGAAACCAACGACUCUUAAGCCCACAGAGGGAACUUCGGCGAAACCGACAACUCUGAAACCAACUGAGAAACCAACGACUCUUAAGCCCACAGAGGGAACUUCGGCGAAACCGACAACUGCGAAACCAACUGAGAAACCAACCACUCCCAAGCCCACAGAGGGAACUUCUGCGAAACCGACAACUCUGAAACCAACUGAGAAGCCGACAACUCUUAAGCCCACAGAGGGAACUUCGGCGAAACCGACAACUCUGAAACCAACUGAGAAACCAACGACUCUUAAGCCCACAGAGGGAACUUCGGCGAAACCGACAACUGCGAAACCAACUGAGAAACCAACCACUCCCAAGCCCACAGAGGGAACUUCGGCGAAACCGACAACUCUGAAACCAACUGAGAAGCCGACAACUCUUAAACCCACAGAGGGAACUUCGGCGAAACCGACAACUCUGAAACCAACUGAGAAGCCAACGACUCUUAAGCCCACAGAGGGAACGUCGGCGAAACCCACAACUCUGAAACCAACUGAGAAACCAACGACUCUUAAGCCCACAGAGGGAACUUCGGCGAAACCGACAUCUCUGAAACCAACUGAGAAACCAACGACUCUUAAGCCCACAGAGGGAACUUCGGCGAAACCGCCAACUCCGAAACCAACUGAGAAACCAACGACUCUUAAGCCCACAGAGGGAACUUCUGCGAAACCGACAACUCUGAAACCAACUGAGAAGCCAACGACUCUUAAGCCCACAGAGGGAACUUCGGCGAAACCGACAACUCUGAAACCAACUGAGAAACCAACGACUCUUAAGCCCACAGAGGGAACUUCGGCGAAACCGACAACUCUGAAACCAAUUGAAAAGCCAACUACUCUUAAGCCCACAGAGGGAACUUCGGCGAAACCGACAACUCUGAAACCAACUGAGAAGCCAACGACUCUUAAGCCCACAGAGGGAACUUCGGCGAAACCGACCACUCUGAAACCAACUGAGAAGCCUACGACUCUUAAGCCCACAGAGGGAACUUCGGCGAAACCGACAACUCUGAAACCAACUGAGAAGCCUACGACUCCCAAGCCCACAGAGGGAACUUCGGCGAAACCGACAACUCUGAAACCAACUGAAAAGCCAACGACUCUUAAGCCCACAGAGGGAACUUCUGCGAAACCGACAACUCUGAAACCAACUGAGAAGCCAACGACUCUUAAGCCCACAGAGGGAACUUCGGCGAAACCGACAACUCUGAAACCAACUGAGAAACCAACGACUCUUAAGCCCACAGAGGGAACUUCGGCGAAACCGACAACUGCGAAACCAACCACUCCCAAGCCCACAGAGGGAACUUCGGCGAAACCGACAACUCUGAAACCAACUGAGAAGCCGACAACUCUUAAGCCCACAGAGGGAACUUCGGCGAAACCGACAACUCUGAAACCAACUAAGAAACCAACUGAGAAACCAACGACUCUUAAGCCCACAGAGGGAACUUCGGCAAAACCGACAACUGCGAAACCAACUGAGAAACCAACCACUCCCAAGCCCACAGAGGGAACUUCGGCGAAACCGACAACUCUGGAACCAACUGAGAAGCCAACGACUCUUAAGCCCACAGAGGGAACUUCGGCGAAACCGACCACUCUGAAACCAACUGAGAAGCCUACGACUCUUAAGCCCACAGAGGGAACUUCGGCGAAACCGACAACUCUGAAACCAACUGAGAAGCCUACGACUCCCAAGCCCACAGAUGGAACUUCGGCGAAACCGACAACUCUGAAACCAACUGAAAAGCCAACGACUCUUAAACCCACAGAGGGAACUUCAGCGAAACCGACAACUCUGAAACCAACUGAGAAGCCAACGACUCCCAAGCCCACAGAGGGAACUUCGGCGAAACCGACAACUCUGAAACCAACUGAGAAACCAACUACUCUUAAGCCCACAGAGGGAACUUCGGCGAAACCGACAACUGCGAAACCAACUGAGAAACCAACCACUCCCAAGCCCACAGAGGGAACUUCGGCGAAACCGACAACUCUGAAACCAACUGAGAAGCCGACAACUCUUAAACCCACAGAGGGAACUUCAGCGAAACCGACAACUCUGAAACCAACUGAGAAGCCAACGACUCCCAAGCCCACAGAGGGAACUUCGGCGAAACCGACAACUCUGAAACCAACUGAGAAACCCACGACUCUUAAGCCCACAGAGGGAACUUCGGCGAAACCGACAACUCUGAAACCAACUGAGAAGCCUACGACUCCCAAGCCCACUGAGAGAACUUCGGCGAAACCGACAACUCUGAAACCAACUGAAAAGCCAACUACUCUUAAGCCCACAGAGGGAACUUCGGCGAAACCGACAACUCUGAAACCAACUGAGAGGCCAACGACUCUUAAGCCCACAGAGGGAACUUCGGCGAAACCGACAACUCUGAAACCAACUGAGAAACCAACGACUCUUAAGCCCACAGAGGGAACUUCGGCGAAACCGACAACUGCGAAACCAACUGAGAAACCAACCACUCCCAAGCCCACAGAGGGAACUUCGGCGAAACCGACAACUCUGAAACCAACUGAGAAGCCGACAACUCUUAAGCCCACAGAGGGAACUUCGGCGAAACCGACAACUCUGAAACCAACUGAGAAGCCAACGACUCCCAAGCCCACAGAGGGAACGUCGGCGAAACCCACAACUCUGAAACCAACUGAGAAACCAACGACUCUUAAGCCCACAGAGGGAACUUCGGCGAAACCGACAACUCUGAAACCAACUGAGAAGCCAACGACUCUUAAGCCCACAGAGGGAACUUCGGCGAAACCGACAACUGCGAAACCAACUGAGAAACCAACCACUCCCAAGCCCACAGAGGGAACUUCAGCGAAACCGACAACUCUGAAACCAACUGAGAAGCCGACAACUCUUAAGCCCACAGAGGGAACUUCGGCGAAACCGACAACUCUGAAACCAACUGAGAAACCAACGACUCUUAAGCCCACAGAGGGAACUUCGGCGAAACCGACAACUGCGAAACCAACUGAGAAACCAACCACUCCCAAGCCCACAGAGGGAACUUCGGCGAAACCGACAACUCUGAAACCAACUGAGAAGCCGACAACUCUUAAGCCCACAGAGGGAACUUCGGCGAAACCGACAACUCUGAAACCAACUGAGAAGCCAACGACUCUUAAGCCCACAGAGGGAACGUCGGCGAAACCCACAACUCUGAAACCAACUGAGAAACCAACGACUCUUAAGCCCACAGAGGGAACUUCGGCGAAACCGACAUCUCUGAAACCAACUGAGAAACCAACGACUCUUAAGCCCACAGAGGGAACUUCGGCGAAACCGACCACUCUGAAACCAACUGAGAAGCCUACGACUCUUAAGCCCACAGAGGGAACUUCGGCGAAACCGACCACUCUGAAACCAACUGAGAAGCCUACGACUCUUAAGCCCACAGAGGGAACUUCGGCGAAACCGACAACUCUGAAACCAACUGAGAAGCCUACGACUCCCAAGCCCACAGAUGGAACUUCGGCGAAACCGACAACUCUGAAACCAACUGAAAAGCCAACGACUCUUAAACCCACAGAGGGAACUUCAGCGAAACCGACAACUCUGAAACCAACUGAGAAGCCAACGACUCCCAAGCCAACGACUCUUAAGCCCACAGAGGGAACUUCGGCGAAACCGACAACUCUGAAACCAACUGAGAAACCAACGACUCUUAAGCCCACAGAGGGAACUUCGGCGAAACCGACAACUGCGAAACCAACUGAGAAACCAACCACUCCCAAGCCCACAGAGGGAACUUCGGCGAAACCGACAACUCUGAAACCAACUGAGAAGCCGACAACUCUUAAGCCCACAGAGGGAACUUCGGCGAAACCGACAACUCUGAAACCAACUGAGAAGCCAACGACUCCCAAGCCCACAGAGGGAACGUCGGCGAAACCCACAACUCUGAAACCAACUGAGAAACCAACGACUCUUAAGCCCACAGAGGGAACUUCGGCGAAACCGACAACUCUGAAACCAACUGAGAAGCCAACGACUCUUAAGCCCACAGAGGGAACUUCGGCGAAACCGACAACUGCGAAACCAACUGAGAAACCAACCACUCCCAAGCCCACAGAGGGAACUUCAGCGAAACCGACAACUCUGAAACCAACUGAGAAGCCGACAACUCUUAAGCCCACAGAGGGAACUUCGGCGAAACCGACAACUCUGAAACCAACUGAGAAACCAACGACUCUUAAGCCCACAGAGGGAACUUCGGCGAAACCGACAACUGCGAAACCAACUGAGAAACCAACCACUCCCAAGCCCACAGAGGGAACUUCGGCGAAACCGACAACUCUGAAACCAACUGAGAAACCAACGACUCUUAAGCCCACAGAGGGAACUUCGGCGAAACCGACAACUCUGAAACCAACUGAAAAGCCAACUACUCUUAAGCCCACAGAGGGAACUUCGGCGAAACCGACAACUCUGAAACCAACUGAGAAGCCAACUGAGAAACCAACGACUCUUAAGCCCACAGAGGGAACUUCGGCAAAACCGACAACUGCGAAACCAACUGAGAAACCAACCACUCCCAAGCCCACAGAGGGAACUUCGGCGAAACCGACAACUCUGAAACCAACUGAGAAGCCUACGACUCCCAAGCCCACAGAGGGAACUUCGGCGAAACCGACAACUCUGAAACCAACUGAAAAGCCAACGACUCUUAAGCCCACAGAGGGAACUUCUGCGAAACCGACAACUCUGAAACCAACUGAGAAGCCAACGACUCUUAAGCCCACAGAGGGAACUUCGGCGAAACCGACAACUCUGAAACCAACUGAGAAACCAACGACUCUUAAGCCCACAGAGGGAACUUCGGCGAAACCGACAACUGCGAAACCAACCACUCCCAAGCCCACAGAGGGAACUUCGGCGAAACCGACAACUCUGAAACCAACUGAGAAGCCGACAACUCUUAAGCCCACAGAGGGAACUUCGGCGAAACCGACAACUCUGAAACCAACUGAGAAACCAACUGAGAAACCAACGACUCUUAAGCCCACAGAGGGAACUUCGGCAAAACCGACAACUGCGAAACCAACUGAGAAACCAACCACUCCCAAGCCCACAGAGGGAACUUCGGCGAAACCGACAACUCUGAAACCAACUGAGAAGCCAACGACUCUUAAGCCCACAGAGGGAACUUCGGCGAAACCGACCACUCUGAAACCAACUGAGAAGCCUACGACUCUUAAGCCCACAGAGGGAACUUCGGCGAAACCGACAACUCUGAAACCAACUGAGAAGCCUACGACUCCCAAGCCCACAGAUGGAACUUCGGCGAAACCGACAACUCUGAAACCAACUGAAAAGCCAACGACUCUUAAGCCCACAGAGGGAACUUCGGCGAAACCGACAACUCUGAAACCAACUGAGAAACCAACGACUCUUAAGCCCACAGAGGGAACUUCGGCGAAACCGACAACUGCGAAACCAACUGAGAAACCAACCACUCCCAAGCCCACAGAGGGAACUUCGGCGAAACCGACAACUCUGAAACCAACUGAGAAGCCAACGACUCUUAAGCCCACAGAGGGAACUUCGGCGAAACCGACAACUCUGAAACCAACUGAAAAGCCAACGACUCCCAAGCCCACUGAGGGAACUUCGGCGAAACCGACAACUCUGAAACCAACUGAAAAGCCAACGACUCUUAAGCCCACAGAGGGAACUUCGGCGAAACCGACAACUCUGAAACCAACUGAGAAACCAACGACUCUUAAGCCCACAGAGGGAACUUCGGCGAAACCGACAUCUCUGAAACCAACUGAAAAACCAACGACUCUUAAGCCCACAGAGGGAACUUCGGCGAAACCGACAACUCUGAAACCAACUGAGAAACCAACGACUCUUAAGCCCACAGAGGGAACUUCGGCGAAACCGACAACUCUGAAACCAACUGAAAAGCCAACGACUUUUAAGCCCACAAAGGGAACUUCGGCAAAACCGACAACUCUGAAACCAACUGAAAAGCCAACGACUCUUAAGCCCACAGAGGGAACUUCGGCGAAACCGACAACUCUGAAACCAACUGAGAAACCAACGACUCUUAAGCCCACAGAGGGAACUUCGGCGAAACCGACAACUCUGAAACCAACUGAGAAACCAACGACUCUUAAGCCCACAGAGGGAACUUCGGCGAAACCGACAACUCUGAAACCAACUGAAAAACCAACGACUCUUAAGCCCACAAAGGGAACUUCGGCGAAACCGACAACUCUGAAACCAACUGAAAAACCAACGACUCUUAAGCCCACUGAGAGAACUUCGGCGAAACCGACAACUCUGAAACCAACUGAAAAGCCAACCACUCUUAAGCCCACAGAGGGAACUUCGGCGAAACCGACAACUCUGAAACCAACUGAAAAGCCAACGACUUUUAAGCCCACAGAGGGAACUUCGGCAAAACCGACAACUCUGAAACCAACUGAAAAGCCAACGACUCUUAAGCCCACAGAGGGAACUUCGGCGAAACCGACAACUCUGAAACCAACUGAGAAACCAACGACUCUUAAGCCCACUAAGAGAACUUCGGCGAAACCGACAACUCUGAAACCAACUGAGAAGCCAACAACGACGGCAUCACUCCCUCCGUUCAAUAUAUUUGAUAUAAUUUCUGGGGCACCGUUAACAACCGUGUCCGGUGUUUUGUAGAAGCUUA